Molecule: messenger RNA, 467 nt
Organism: Oppiella nova
Lineage: Eukaryota; Metazoa; Arthropoda; Arachnida; Sarcoptiformes; Oppiidae
Source: the annotation of a GenBank genome assembly
CUAUAAUGUCACAAACUUUUCAAUUGAAUUAAGUGACGGAAAUAGAAAUGAAAAUAAAUGGAAAAACAAUCAGUUUAAUGAUUAUUUCAUUAAUGUGUUUCAAGCAUCGGAUGAUCUAAUAUCGACUGAACAAAGGAUCAAACUGUGCCUUAAAUAUCACCCGGAAUAUGAUUAUAAUAAAUUAAACGAAAGCGACAAAUCGGUCAUAAGGAAUCUGAUGAAUGAGUGUCGAGUGGAUUGUGUUGUAUUCAAUACAACCAGAAUUGUUUACACCUUUUAUUUUACUGAUGGACUUACGGCUUGUGAUCAGGGCAAAAGCCAACAACAGGCCCGACAACUGCUCCCAUAACUACCCCAACAGCUCCGACACCUUCGCCAACACCCGCACCCACCAAACCCACUACAUUAGACACUACAACUACUCCUACCACAGCUCCAACUACUGCCCCAACUACUGCCUCAACUAA